Messenger RNA from Lathyrus oleraceus (garden pea), 1002 nucleotides. RefSeq lists its product as uncharacterized. The transcript has 4 exons. The record is from RefSeq and is a predicted model, not a curated record. Bases 1 to 1002 code for a protein of 333 amino acids. Lineage: Eukaryota; Viridiplantae; Streptophyta; Magnoliopsida; Fabales; Fabaceae.
AUGGUGAAGACAGGUGUGGAAGGCGUGAAAUAUCUUGAUUUGUUGAAAUAUGUUGAAAGCACAAUUCUUGACCAAGUGAAGGAGAAACUUGUUUGUGCAUGGACCGACCAGGCUCCGAUAGCGCAAAGUGGAUGCACAAUUGUGAAAAACUACGGUCUCCCAUAUCCUUGUCUUAUUGCAAAGAAGGUGAAACUUGAUAGUGUGUUGAGAAUGAAUGAAGUUCGCAGUUAUUGGAAGAUGUUUAGGUUUGAUGAUGGUGGUGUCAUGAAAGACAGUAAAUCAAACAUGUCUAUCUUGAACGAAUGGGAAACUCACCAACUCCAAAAUCUCAAAAAAAGUGUUUUUAAAGGAGUUCGCAUUAGAAAAUCACCUCCUUCACCGCCUCCACAAAAGAUUCCAUUCAUUGACGGGAUGUUGAUUUUUAUGCAUAAAUACAUCAAAGGGAUCAUCAAUGUUAAGGGUGAUGAUAAUUACGGUUAUCGAGCUGUUUCGAAUUUACUCGGUAAAGGAGAAGAUAAUCAUACACCUGUCCUCCAUCAACUUAUCCAUGAGUUGAAAACUCAUAAAGAAUCAUACACACGUCUUUACAGGAAGAAAGAAAACUUCGAUGCAAUUUAUGAGACUUUUGUUCCUUGCAUUAGUGGACCGACACUGAAGGAAAAAUGGACGUGCUUCCUUGAAAUGGGUCACCUUAUAACAUGUGUAUAUGAUAUAACGUGUAUUGAUCUUACACGAUACGGUUUUUCAGAAACCCUUUUCCCACUACGCACCACCCCACCUCAAAAUCCAAAUGAUCAUAUUAUUUGUAUCUGGUGGCUUUCAAAAUCAUGGCACUUUGGUCAACUUUACUUGAAUCCGGGAUACCCUAUACCACUUACAUCACUGGAGUGGACAUCUCAUUCAACAACAAAAUCCGAGACUUGGCCGAAUCAAUUUGUGGAAAGGAUGCAAGAGUUCGAGAAAUUGAGCAACAUUGAAAUAGAAUCAAAUGCACAAAAGUAA